AUGUAUCUUCUAGUCUAUGUUGAUGACCUCAUCUUAACAGGUAAUCAACCUAGUGCUCUUGCAUCAUUCAUUAACUGCCUCCAUAAUGAAUUUGCAAUUAAAGAUCUAGGGAAACUCAACUACUUUCUUGGACUGGAGGGUACCUACACCAAAAAUGGACUAUUUUUGAAUCAAUCUAAAUACACUUUGGACAUUUUAACACGUGCAAAGAUGUUGGAUGCCAAACCUGCUCCAACACCUUUAAGCACAAAUGUUUCUUUUGUGUCUACAGGUGACUUAUUCUUCAAUGCCACUCAUUAUCGUUCCAUUGUGGGAGCUCUCCAGUACUUAACGAUCACCAGGCCUGACAUUUCGUAUGUUGUCAACCAAGUCAGUCAAUUUUUGCAUGCCCCGACCAUUGCUCAUUAUCAGGAGGUUAAAAGAAUUCUUCGUUAUCUUAAAGGCACUUUAGCUUUUGGCCUUCACUACAGUCGUCCGACACACACAUCGCUGCUUGGAUACUCUGACGCUGAUUGGGCUAGAUGUUUAGAAACACGUCGCUCAACUUAUGGAUACUCUAUAUUUUUGGGCGGUAACUUAAUCUCGUGGAGUGCUAAAAAGCAACCAACUGUUGCGCGGUCAAGUUGUGAAUCUGAAUAUAGGGCCAUGGCCAACACUGCUGCCGAAAUAGUUUGGAUAACCCAUCUUCUUCAUGAACUUCAUGCUAUUCCUGCGGAUCGUCCAACCAUAUUAUGUGAUAAUCAAAGUGCCUUGUUUCUCACUCAAAAUCCAGUUUCUCAUAAACGUGCCAAACACAUUGAUCUUGAUUACCACUUUUUAAGGGAGCUAAUUGCUUCCGGGAAGUUAAUUACAAAAUUUGUUCCAACCAAGCUUCAGGUGGCUGACAUUUUUACUAAUAGUCUUCCUAAACCUCAAUUCAUCAACCUUCGUCAGAUGCUCCGUAUUGGUCCACCACCGUUUCGCUUGAGGGGGGGGAUAUUAGCUAACUUAUAUAUUCUAGUGUACUUAUUUGUUAUAUUUAUUUAUUCCUUAGUCCCUCUGUAUGUGUAUAUAUUGUAA
Molecule: messenger RNA, 1059 nt
Organism: Helianthus annuus (common sunflower)
Lineage: Eukaryota; Viridiplantae; Streptophyta; Magnoliopsida; Asterales; Asteraceae
Exons: 1
Coding region: 1-1059 (352 amino acids)
Source: RefSeq, a predicted model, not a curated record